UGACCAUGGAGGAACAGAGCCGUAAUCAGCAAGCUUUACAGACCGGCAAGGGGAAAGACAAGGAAGCCGGUGGCGAACAGCGGGACGCGGCGAAGGAUAAAAAGGAGGACCAGGAACUGUCUGAAGAGGACAAGCAACUGCAAGAUGAGCUGGAAAUGCUUGUGGAGCGACUCGGGGAAAAAGACAGCUCACUUUAUAGGCCAGCCCUGGAGGAAUUACGAAGGCAAAUCCGCUCCUCCACUACCUCCAUGACAUCUGUUCCCAAGCCCCUUAAGUUUCUGCGGCCACAUUAUGGAAAACUAAAAGAGAUCUAUGAGAAUAUGGCACCUGGGGAGAACAAGCAAUUUGCUGCAGAUAUAAUUUCUGUCCUUGCCAUGACUAUGAGCAGUGAGCGCGAAUGUCUGAAGUACAGAUUACUGGGAUCACAAGAGGAACUGGCAUCAUGGGGACAUGAGUAUGUCAGGCAUUUGGCUGGUGAGGUUGCAAAGGAAUGGCAGGAAGUGGAAGAAGGAGAUAAGUCUCAAAAAGAUACAUUGCUAACCCUGGUGAAGGAAAUUGUCCCCUAUAACAUGGCACACAAUGCAGAACAUGAGGCAUGUGACCUGCUGAUGGAGAUUGAGCAGAUGGACAUGCUGGAGAAAUACAUUGAUGAUAAUGCAUAUGCUAAAGUUUGUCUAUAUUUGACAAGCUGCGUGAGUUAUGUCCCUGAACCAGAAAACUCUGCUCUUCUGCGCUGUGCACUGUCUAUCUUUCGCAAGUUCAACCGUUAUCCAGAGGCACUCCGUCUUGCUCUUGUUCUCAAUGAUAUGGAACUUGUAGAGGAUAUAUUUACCUCAUGCAAAGAUGUGGUGGUACAGAAACAGAUGUCCUUUAUGUUAGGCCGCCACGGAGUGUAUCUGGCUCUUAAUGAAGAUGUGGAGGAAUAUGAAGAUUUAACUGAAAUAAUGUCCAAUGUGCAACUCAAUAGCAACUUUCUGGCUUUGGCGCGAGAGCUUGAUAUUAUGGAGCCCAAAGUGCCGGAUGAUAUCUACAAAACACACCUGGAAAAUAACAGAUUUGGGGGCAGCGGGUCACAAGUUGAUUCAGCUCGCAUGAAUCUAGCUUCUUCUUUUGUGAAUGGCUUUGUGAAUGCAGCCUUUGGGCAAGACAAGCUUCUAACAGAUGAUGGAAACAAGUGGUUGUAUAAAAACAAGGAUCAUGGGAUGCUUAGUGCUGCAGCCUCUCUGGGAAUGAUUCUUUUAUGGGAUGUGGAUGGUGGUCUGACUCAGAUUGACAAAUACCUGUAUUCUUCUGAGGAUUACAUCAAGUCUGGAGCACUCUUGGCCUGUGGAAUUGUGAACUCUGGUGUAAGAAAUGAGUGUGAUCCUGCUCUUGCACUUCUGUCUGACUAUGUCCUGCACAAUAGCAACACUAUGAGGAUAGGAGCAAUAUUUGGGUUGGGUCUUGCAUAUGCUGGUUCAAAUCGUGAGGAUGUUUUGACCCUCUUGCUUCCUGUGAUGGGGGAUUCAAAGUCUAGUAUGGAGGUUGUUGGAGUGACAGCCCUUGCCUGUGGGAUGAUAGCUGUUGGAUCUUGCAAUGGGGAUGUUACAUCCACAAUUCUACAAACAAUCAUGGAGAAAUCUGAGCAGGAGCUAAAAGAUACAUUUGCUCGCUGGCUGCCUCUGGGCCUAGGACUGAAUCACUUAGGAAAGGGUGAAGCAAUUGAAGCAAUUCUUGCAGCACUGGAGGUGGUGCCUGAGCCAUUCAGAAGCUUUGCCAACACACUGGUUGAUAUCUGUGCCUAUGCCGGAUCUGGGAAUGUCUUAAAAGUGCAGCAACUUCUCCAUAUCUGCAGUGAACACUACGACUCGAAAGAGAAAGACGAGGAAAAGAAAGAUAAGAAGGACAAGAAGGAAAGUGCUGCUGACAUGGGGUCACACCAGGGUGUAGCUGUCCUUGGCAUUGCCCUCAUUGCCAUGGGUGAGGAGAUUGGUUCAGAGAUGGCUCUGCGCACUUUUGGACACUUGCUCAGGUAUGGAGAGCCCACAUUAAGGCGUGCAGUACCUUUGGCUCUUGCUCUUAUCUCUGUUUCAAAUCCAAGGCUCAACAUCUUGGACACACUCAGCAAGUUUUCUCAUGAUGCUGAUCCUGAAGUUUCCUACAAUUCUAUUUUUGCUAUGGGAAUGGUGGGCAGUGGCACUAAUAAUGCUCGUCUGGCUGCCAUGCUCAGGCAACUGGCACAAUAUCAUGCCAAGGACCCUAAUAAUUUGUUCAUGGUGAGGUUAGCACAGGGACUUACACAUCUGGGAAAAGGAACACUCACACUUUGUCCAUAUCACAGUGAUCGACAGCUAAUGAGCCAGGUGGCAGUGGCUGGACUGUUGACUGUUCUUGUAUCUUUCUUGGAUGUCAGAAAUAUUGUUUUGGGAAAAUCACAUUAUGUACUCUAUGGCUUAGUUGCUGCAAUGCAGCCACGCAUGUUGGUCACAUUUGAUGAGGAGCUGAGGCCUUUGCCUGUUUCUGUGCGGGUGGGACAGGCAGUGGAUGUUGUGGGUCAAGCAGGAAAGCCCAAGACCAUCACUGGGUUCCAGACGCACACAACCCCUGUAUUACUUGCCCAUGGUGAGCGGGCGGAGCUGGCCACUGAAGAGUAUCUGCCAGUAACACCCAUACUGGAAGGUUUUGUUAUCCUUCGCAAGAAUCCAAACUAUGAUGUUUAGUGUUGAUAUUUUGGGGGAGAAGGUCUGCAUCAUGUGGGGUUUGUGACUCAAACUGUGUUUUCCUUUUUGUUACUGUAUAUCUUAUUAAAUAAUUUCACAGCCAUGCUCGAAGUAUGGAUUAAGAACAA
This is a messenger RNA of Xenopus tropicalis (tropical clawed frog), 2827 nucleotides long. It is a transcript of the gene psmd2, whose product is annotated as proteasome 26S subunit ubiquitin receptor, non-ATPase 2. Gene Ontology annotation, molecular function: enzyme regulator activity. Gene Ontology annotation, cellular component: proteasome accessory complex; proteasome storage granule; proteasome complex. Gene Ontology annotation, biological process: regulation of protein catabolic process; proteasome-mediated ubiquitin-dependent protein catabolic process. The record is from RefSeq and is marked provisional. Lineage: Eukaryota; Metazoa; Chordata; Amphibia; Anura; Pipidae.